AUGAUGCAGCCUGAGAUCCAGAAGUCCCAAUGGUCAUUUCAUGAAGUCAUGAACUCAACUUUUGAUGAACUUGUUGAGCCCUAUGACUUCACCAUAGAUGACUAUGUUGGUGAAUGUGGGACCUAUGGCUUUGCCAUGGAUGACCAUGUUGGUGAUUGUGGAUUCAAUACUCUUUUCAGAACUCCUCAGGAUAGUGCUUCUGAAGUUUUCUCUAUUCCCUUUCCUAACACCAUGUUAACCAAUGAUCAUAUCCAAUACCCAAUUGAGCAAGAAACCCUGCAACUUCCAUCACUUAUGGAAGAUUUCCCCAUGGAAUUGGAUGAUUUUGAUUCCAUUCUGAAUGCUCAGGUUGUUGGUAUUGAUGGCUAUGGAUGCCAAGAAGAAAGUGAAGGUAGCUUCCCUUCACAGAAUUUAUCCAGUGAGGUAGAAGAUGCAUGGAGUCCUACCCCAUCAGUGAAGUCACAAUUGUCCUCAAUUCAACCUUCACCAACCUUGCCACAAGAAGGCAUGGAAAUUGACAACCAAGUGAGUCUUCCACAUCUUAUGGAGGCUUGUGGAGAAGCCAUGGAGCAAGCACAAAAAGCACUAGCUGAAGUGAUCUUGAGAUGCAUAAGCCAGAAAGUUAGCCCACUUGGUGAAUCUCUUGAGCGCCUUGCAUUCUAUUUGUCUCAAGAUAUGACAAAUCAAGGAGAAAAUCUCAAAGGGGAGGCCUUCAAAAACUUUGAGGCUUCUUUGAGGGCAUUCUACCAAGGGCUCCCAAAUGGAAAAGUUGCUCAUUUUGCAGCUGUUUCAGCAGUUCUUGAGGCUAUACCAGAAGAUUGUGAUGUUAUACAUAUAAUAGACUUUGAUAUGGGACAAGGGAUUCAAUGGCCUCCAAUGAUUGAGGCCAUUGCUUGCUUGCACAAAACAUUGAAGUUGACAUCUAUCAAAUGGGGUGAUGAAAGCCCUGAAUCUUUGUCCACUCCAUGGACUUUUGAGGAAAUCAGAAGGCAGCUCUAUGAGCAUGCCAAAUCCUGUGGUUUGAAGUUGAAGGUAGAGGAAAAGGGAGUGGAGGAAUUGAUCACUGAGAUGAAGAAAAUGAACAAAAGGGGUGGGAAGAGAGAGUUUUUGGCCUUCAAUUGCAUGGUGGGACUUCCACAUAUGGGGAGAGUAAUGAGCAGAAGACAUGUCUUGGAGUUUCUAAGUUUAGCUAAGGAUUUGAUCAACAACUCUGGCAACAGGGGAAUUGUCACUUUUGGGGAUGGGGAUGCAUUUGAGAAAGUGAAAAAUAGCUUGAAUUUCAGGUCAUUCUUUAAUGGACAUUUGGUGCAUUACCAGGCCUUGUUAGAAUCAAUCGAGUCACAUUUCACAACUCAUUUGUCAGUAGCAAGAACUGGCAUGGAGUGCUUAUUUGUGGCACCUCAUAUCUCUUCUCUUGCUUGGUUACAAACAUGGGAGGAGAUGAAAAGGGAUUGCAAUCUUCAUGCAGAUAUAAGCAUGGAGGGUUGUAGAUUGAGCAAAAAGAUUUUAAUGGAAGUCACAGAAGUUUUGAGAGGAAGUGAAGGUUCAUAUCAGGCCAGGAUUGAAGGACAAAAUGGUAAUGAACUUGUUAUUGAAUGGAAAGGAACCCAACUAUUAAGAUUUUCGACUUGGAAAAUUUAA
Messenger RNA from Gastrolobium bilobum, 1641 nucleotides. RefSeq names its product protein NODULATION SIGNALING PATHWAY 2-like. Bases 1 to 1641 code for a protein of 546 amino acids. Gene Ontology annotation, cellular component: nucleus. The transcript has a single exon. The record is from RefSeq and is a predicted model, not a curated record. NCBI's taxonomy places the organism in Eukaryota, Viridiplantae, Streptophyta, Magnoliopsida, Fabales, Fabaceae. Gene Ontology annotation, molecular function: DNA-binding transcription factor activity; sequence-specific DNA binding. Gene Ontology annotation, biological process: regulation of DNA-templated transcription.